This is a messenger RNA of Symsagittifera roscoffensis, 1730 nucleotides long. RefSeq lists its product as uncharacterized. Lineage: Eukaryota; Metazoa; Xenacoelomorpha; Acoela; Convolutidae. Bases 288 to 791 code for a protein of 167 amino acids. The transcript is spliced from 5 exons. Gene Ontology annotation, biological process: protein refolding; response to heat. The record is from RefSeq and is a predicted model, not a curated record. Gene Ontology annotation, cellular component: nucleus; cytoplasm.
UUGAUCACGUUAACAUGACGUAAAAAUUACGUUUUUUGAAUAUCCUUUUAUAAGUUGCGUGUCAUUGAAUUGUGAACAAAAACUAAAACACGUGUCCCAGCUUCCCCAUGGUUCCGAAACAUCAGCGCACCUUAGACAUUCCUUCUUCCAUUUCAGAUUUCACAAUUCAACUUGACUUUACUCCGUGUCGGUCUAUUCUUAUCCUAACAAUCAUUGAAAGCUGAAUUUAUUAAUUUAUUAUAACUACCAGAGAGUGUUAACUUAGUUAUUCAUAACAAAAAGUGGUAAUGAUAGCUCGUUCAUUGUUGAGUAUUUGGUUGGCAAAUUUGAUAAUAGUGUCUGAAUUAACUCGAAUCAGUUCCGCAGAAAGUUCUGAACAGAAUAUGCAGUCUUUUUCAUCUUCUUCGUCGACAUUUUCUUCGUCCUCAAGUACAGGAAGCUCUCAUUCAGGUAGUGGGGGUCACUUCUCCCAGUCUUCUAGGACGAGUGAGGAUGAUGAGUCAUGGUAUCUGUAUCUGCAGAUUGAGGGAUACAAGCCAGAUGAGCUCAACAUACAUUUAAUGGGCAGAAGUCUCACUGUCUCCGGCAAACACGAGCAAGACGAACAUGUGUUGAACCAGUUCCAGCAGAACUUCAUGGUGCCCCAGGGGGUGUUCAUGGACACUGUUGAGUCCACUUGGGAUCCGAAGGGCAACGAGAUCAUGAUCAGUGGGAGCAAAGUGGAGAACAAGAAGGCAGAACUGCCUCGCAAGAUAGAGAUCAAGGUCAAGCAGGACAACGUUGAACUCUAAAUAAAUUCGAGCCUAAAACUUCAAUUUAGUUCACGACUCAAACUUGAAUCAAGUUUACGCCGCCCAAAUUCAAGGACAAUCACCUAGACAGAAAAUUAUACAGAAAUGAACAUAGUUCGUUUUCGCAAAAGCACUUAAAACGGACAGAGUAUAUAAAAUUGGAUCAUCUUCACCUUGUAGAAAAAAUGACUAAGUAAAAACUUAAACCAAAAAUUGCAUCUUAUUGUUAAUUUUGAUUAGAUGAUUUAAUAUCAUGCGCUAUAAUUUUGUAUUAAAUUUAGCAAAGAGCAAUCAUUCGUCUGAAUUCAAUUAUCAUGUCAAUUGUCUGUUGAAUGAUCAAUACAAUUACCAAAAACCUUUUUUAAAGGACAUUUUGACCUUUGAAAUGCGCGCAAGUAACUACAGAAGCAUAUUUUGCCCCAGUAGUACUAAAACCUCAAUACAUUUAUUUGCUUUGAAUGACAAUUCUCUUUCAAACAUUCAUAUAAUUAAGUUAAUGACAUUAGAAUGAGAAACUAUCUUGAUAUCAAAGCAGCUUUCUGUAUUCUUAUUAUAAUUCCAUCACUGUAUUCCCUUCCUCGCGUCGAAUAUGGCGAGUGUUCAGCACCUGGCAAAAACGUCACCUGUGAACUGUGGUAUGACUGGAAAAGACUGGCAACUGAGAGCAACCGUCGGAGCAGACGGAGUGUGAUAGGAGUGUGCUGUGUUCGUUGUUGCAUCCAAGAGGGGGACAUCUGCCAGCUGAUAGAGGACCCCCAGAUGACAGGCCAGACUGUGGCAGUGUUUAAGUGCACCACCGAGAUCACACCUCCCAAGUGGACCAGAGACUACACUUACUCUGCAUAGAUGCAUCAUGCACACACGCAAAAAAAAACUUCUUCAUGACUAUGAUUCGCCAAAAAAACUUGCACCAAACUUUUGUCAUAGAUCUUCCCUAGC